Messenger RNA from Lodderomyces jiufengensis, 771 nucleotides. RefSeq lists its product as uncharacterized. Gene Ontology annotation, cellular component: cytosol. The transcript has a single exon. The record is from RefSeq and is a predicted model, not a curated record. Gene Ontology annotation, molecular function: electron transfer activity. The coding region runs from base 1 to 771 and encodes 256 amino acids. Lineage: Eukaryota; Fungi; Ascomycota; Pichiomycetes; Serinales; Debaryomycetaceae.
AUGUCAUCUAAAUUAAAAAUAUUAGUCCCGGUGAAAAGAGUAAUAGACUACGCAAUAAAACCAAGAAUAAAUAAAACAAACACAGGUAUAGAGACAAAAGGAGUGAAAUUUUCAAUAAAUCCAUUUUGUGAUAUAGCAUUAGAAGAAAGUAUUCGUAUCAAGGAAAGAAAUCCCGAUUCAGUUGAAUCCAUACAUGCUGUAUCAAUAGGUCCUACUAAAGCACAAGAUAUUUUGAGAACUGCAUUAGCUAAAGGUGCAGACAAUUCAACAUUAAUUGAUAUUGGAGAAGAUAACAUAGAACCAUUACAAGUAGCCAAAAUAUUAAAACAAGUAGUUGAAAAAAACCAAUCUAAUUUGGUAGUAUUGGGGAAACAAGCAAUUGAUGAUGAUUCAAAUCAAACUGGACAAAUGUUAGCAGGAUUAUUAAAUUGGCCUCAAGCUACAAAUGCAUCAAAAGUAGAACUUAAUGAAGACGAGGUUUACGUAACUAGAGAAAUUGACGGUGGUGAAGAUACUAUAAAAGCAAAAUUACCAAUGAUUAUAACUGUCGAUUUAAGAUUGAAUGAACCUCGUUAUGCAAGUUUACCAAAUAUAAUGAAAGCUAAAAAGAAACCUUUGGAAAAAUUAAAAUUAAAAGAUUUUGGAAUAGAUCUGAUUGAUAAUAGAUUGGAGGUAGUUAAAGUUGAAGAACCACCUGCUAGAGAAGCCGGUGUUAAAGUUUCUGAUGUUGAUGAGUUGAUUUUAAAAUUAAAAGAAUUAAAAGCUAUCUAA